AGGAAAACUACUAAAUACAUCAGAUCCACUUUAAUCCCCUGGAGAUAAGUCACUGCUUCAAGCAGAAACCUGCAGCAUUCUAUUGGUAAUUAGGGGUAAGAACUAUAUGGAUGGUUAUUAAUAGGUUUAUAUUAAAUAUAUGAUUACCUAGAAUGAUAUAUAAUUAAUUGUCUCUGACAUUCUAUUGACAGACUCUGAAAACUAAUUUAAUCAAGGGGAAGAGAUAGCAGCAAAUUAGCCCAGCUGACGCAAUUUGUGUUUAAAGUCCAGGCCACUAAUUGCAGUCACAUGACCUACAUCCAGUUACAUUACUGCAGUCGAGGGAGAGAGAAAAAACAAAAAAAAUAAACAUUUGUGAUUAAAUUAUUUAUAUGGGCGGAUAGGUAUUGUAAUGGCUAACGAGGUAAGGCUUGUGUAAAACUGGGGAGAAAUAUUACCAGGAAAUAAUAUUAAGGGGGACUUACAUAGGACAUAGAAAAAACCAUAAGAGCGGUAAGUGUGUUUAAAAGGGGUAAGAGGUAGGUGGGUUUAAAAAUGGGCUGCUGUAGGACCGGUAUAGAAAGUGGGUAAAUGUGAUAUAUUAGUUUUUAUGAGGACUUUAUAAAAGAGGAAUGGGAUCUCUGAAAGGUGACUAAUGCUUUUAGCUGUCUGGGCAUCGUUAGAGUUCUAGUCCAUUAGAAGCUGGGGUGUAAGGUUUUUUUUUUUGCUGUUUUUCUUAAAUCAGACUUUUUUUUUUUUACUAAAGUAUGAAAUGACAGGAAUUUUAAGUGAAGGGCAGAAAUAGGAUAGAACUUUGUAAUUUUUUUUUGUGUGUGUUUUGACAAGCCCUCCUCCAGGUAACUCCCAGGGUCACCCUGUUUAUUUGCAGAUGGCGCUGGUUCUGCUGUCUUGUUUGCUGCUUGGAUCAGUGUUGGUGGAAGGGGCACCAUCAGGAGAUGAGAUUGUAUACAUGCCUGGUCUUGCCAAGCAGCCAUCGUUCCAGCAGUAUUCAGGAUUUCUGACUGUGCCAGGGGGUAUACAUCUUCAUUACUGGUGAGUAGGGUCUUAAUAUUUUCAAGUUCAUAAUUUAACUCGCGGUCUAUCAGUUUUUACUUCCAAGCUUUGUUCUCUGCAGGUUUGUAGAGUCCGAUGCGGACCCCAACUCUGUACCCCUUGUCUUGUGGCUCAAUGGAGGUCCGGGAUGCAGCUCAGUGUAUGGACUUCUAACUGAACAUGGCCCUUUCUUGGUGUGUGCAACUAAGAACCUCUUCUCUCCACCCACGGAGUGCACCCUGUACUUGGCAUUUUAUAAACCUUUUAGUGCUUUUAAAAAAAAAAAAAAUGUUUUACCUUGUGUUUCAGAUCCAGCCAGAUGGUGUAACAUUAGAAUACAAUCCCUACUCCUGGAACAAG
Messenger RNA from Pelobates cultripes (western spadefoot toad), 1392 nucleotides. The record is from the annotation of a GenBank genome assembly. Lineage: Eukaryota; Metazoa; Chordata; Amphibia; Anura; Pelobatidae.